Messenger RNA from Panicum hallii, 3231 nucleotides. RefSeq lists its product as uncharacterized. The record is from RefSeq and is a predicted model, not a curated record. Lineage: Eukaryota; Viridiplantae; Streptophyta; Magnoliopsida; Poales; Poaceae. The coding region runs from base 1 to 3231 and encodes 1076 amino acids. The transcript has 3 exons.
AUGGACAGUAGUUAUACUCGAUGGAUUCAUCAUGGAGAGAAAUUGGAUGUAGAGGUUAUUGAUGAUCCUGUUGAUGUGCAUGACAGAGAUAUGACAGAGGAUGACAACUAUGGUGUUGAUCCUCUAGAAGCAGUUUUAGUAGACCUAAACACUGCAGAAGAACAAACAAGACAUGGUGGAGAAAAUCAGGAAGCUGACGCAGAACCUCAUGAACAAGUUUCAUUUUUCAAAAUAGCCAUGAGAGAGGCAAAGCGUCAACUUUAUCCUGGUUGUACAAAAUUUUCAAGGUUCUCCUUUGUGGUAAAGCUGCUUCAUAUGAAGUCACUGUACAGGAUAAGCAAUUCUGCUUUUUCUGCAGUAUUGAAGCUAUUGGCUGAAGCAUUUCCAGAAUUCAAUACACUCCCAAAAUCAUAUAAUGAAGCAAAGAGUCUUCUAAAGGAAUUAGGUCUGGGAUAUGAAUCAAUACAUGUUUGCUACAAUAAUUGUGCUCUAUUCAGAAAGAAAUAUGCACAUCUUGACAACUGCCCUGUUUGUGGUCUUUCAAGGUGGAAAGAUCAAGAAAGGAAGAAGAUACCACAGAAAGUGUUGCGGCAUUUUCCAUUGGCACCUAGGCUAAAAAGGAUGUUUGCAACCAAAGAAGCAUCAGAAGAAGCACAAUGGCACAUGUUAAAGAGGCAGCCUAGUGAGAAGGAAAUGAGCCACCCAGCUGACGGCGAGGCAUGGCAACAUUUCGAUCGAGUAUAUCCAGAUUUUGCAAAAGAUGCAAGAAACCUUAGACUUGGACUUGCUACUGAUGGGUUCAAUCCUUUUUCUGAACAGAACUCAAGAUACAGCAUGUGGCCUAUACUGGUGGUGCCAUACAACCUUCCACCCUGGCUGUGCAUGCAGGAGUCAAACUUCAUGAUGGCUUUGCUUAUUCCAGGACCUAAAUCACCUGGGAAGGACUUUGAUAUAUUUUUGGAGCCUCUUAUAGAAGAUUUACUUGAUCUUUGGAAGGGUGUGCCUGCUUAUGAUGCUAAUACUCGCAAAAUAUUUCGUCUUCGUGCUGCAGUUAUGUGGUGCAUCCAUGACUACCCAGCUUUGAGUACUCUUUCAGGGCGUACUACAAAAGGCUAUUUUGCAUGUACUCAUUGUGACAAGCAUCCUCUUUCAUACAGCCUAAGGAGCAAAAUUGGGUAUAUUGGGCACUAUCGAUUCCUUCCAAAAGGCUGUCGUUUGCGGAGAAAUAAUGAGUUUGUAGGACUUCAUGGAACCAGUGAGCAACCAACUCAAUUCACUAUAGAAGAGCUGUUGGCUGAACUAGAGAAAGUUAAACAUGUUAGACCUGGGAAGCAACAAGAAUGUGGGAAGAGGAAGCAUUCUGACGUGGAAGGUGGAAGCAACAAGAAUGUGCGGCGAAUUUGGAGCCGGAUGGUUAGUUUAUGGAAGUUACCAUAUUGGAAAGAUUUGAAGCUGAGACAUAAUCUUGAUGUCAUGCAUAUUGAGAAAAACAUACUUGAGGCCCUCAUUGGGACAAUUCUGAACAUAGCUGGGAAGACAAAGGAUACAGCUAAAGCUAGGCUUGAUCUAAAAGACUUGGGAAUUAAAGAGGAGCUGCAAUUUACAGAGGAUGGUGAGAUGCCUGUUGCUCGAUAUGCCUUGUCCAAAGAUCAAAAGGAGGCCUUUUGUAAAUUUUUACAAGAGGUGAAGUUUCCAGAUGGCUUUGCUUCCAACAUCUCAAGAUGUAUCAAUGCUGAUGGAACCAAGGUACAAGGGCUAAAAACACAUGAUUGUCACAUUCUUUUGCAAAGAAUCUUCCCAGCUGCCAUGAGAGGAGUUUUGGACAAGGACAUAUAUGAGGCAAUAGCAGAGUUAGGGAGGUUUUUUAGGCAACUAUGCAGCAGAACACUUAACAAGGAUGUAUUGGCUGAAAUGAAGAAAGAAAUCCCUAUUAUUCUGGUGAAGCUUGAGAAAAUUUUCCCCCCUGCUUUCUUUGAUGUCAUGAUGCACCUUGCUGUUCAUUUACCUGAUGAGGCAUUACUCCGAGGUCCUGUGCAAUAUGGUUGGAUGUACCCAAUUGAAAGGCGGUUGUACACUUUGAAGCGCUAUGUGAGGAAUAGGGCACAGCCAGAAGGUUCAAUUGCCGAGGCAUAUAUUGCUAACGAAUGCCUGAUAUUUUGCUCCAAAUACAUGGAUGAUGUUGAAACAAGAUUUAAUCGGAAUACAAGAAAUCAAGGUUUUUCUAAUGAACAGGCAUAUGGUGUCGACGUUUUUGGCCAUGGAGUUCAUUUUACUUCUGCAUCUGAACUGCAAUAUGAUGAAAAUGGCUUUGACCAAAUGGUGUGGUAUGUGCUUAACAACUGUACACAAGUUGAGAAAUAUGUGAAAAUGUUCAGAGAUGAAUUAGAGAGUGAAGGGGUGCCUAACAUUGAAAGACUGAUUCGGCAAAGAUUUCAGACUUGGUUGAGGAAACAUAUCAUGAGGUUGCGGGAGACUCAUCCAGAAGAGGUGGAUGAGGAUAUCUUUUCCUUGGCAUGUGGUCCUGAUUUCAGAGUCAAGAAAUACACCUCAUGCAUAGUUAAUGGUGUGAGGUUUAACACUGUUGACCGUGACAAGAAUAAGAAAACCCAGAAUAGUGGAGUAAUGACAGAAGGUACACACAAUGGUCAGUUCAUUGAUUUUUAUGGAACCUUGAAAGAGAUAAUUCAGUUAGGAUAUAAUUCUGAGGAUAGGACAGUAGUUUUGUUGAAAUGUGAUUGGUUUAAACUUGAUGGGAAGAAAACUGAUGUUCAAUAUGAUGGCUUCUUCAAGAGCAUCAAUGUUGGAAGUCUAUGGUAUAAGGAUGAUUCUUUAAUCUUGGCCACUCAGGCUAGGAAGGUCUUCUAUUUGCCAGACACAAAGUUGGGUAAAGGUUGGCAAGUUGUCCAGACAUAUGACCAUAGGCAUCUUUACAAUGUAAGGGAAACCGAGUCUGCACAAUAUAGUGCUCCUGCAUAUCAAGAGGAUGAAUGCUGUGAUGGGGACGGAAGGUUUGAAGCAGUGAUAGACGUGGCAUAUGAUAUUCCUAUGAAUAGAAUUGAUCAACAAGGCCCUAUUUUUGAUGCUGCUGAAAUUGCUCGGUUGGUUAAAGAAUGCCACAAUGAAGGGCAUCAGACUCAUGUCGAAGAGGAAGAAGAUGAUGACACACUUUUGGAGUAUUGUAGCGAUGAUGAAGGAGGUGCUACACUUGAUGUUGACAGUGAUGAUGAAUAG